AUGGCGAACCCCCUCGCCCACAUCGACAUCCGCACGUACGCCAACACCUGUCCGAGGGCGGAUGCCCUCCCCGCCAUCCAAGAGGGCGCUCUGACUGUCCGCCCGGUCUUUCAGUCCGCGGACUCGUCCUUUGGGGCAGAGGUGUCGGGUAUAGACUGGAGUAAUCCGAUCCCAGCGGAUGUAGUGGCACAGUUGGUGGCCCUGCAAGACCGAUACGCGGUGCUCAUAUUCCGGCAAACGGGCCUGGACAAUGCCCGCCACAUCGCGUUUUCGCAGCAGCUGGGCGAGAAGCUCGAGAUCAACCCGUUUUUCUACGGUCGGGAGAAUGACCGUCUCGGCGAGCCGUUGCUGUUUGAUGUGGCGAAUAUCGAGCUGGACGGAUCUCUAGUAAAGCUGGAUAGUCGACGAUGGCAUCACAGUCUGGGGAAUGCGCUGUGGCACACGGACUCAACCUACCACCAACAACGCUCCAAAUACUCCAUCCUGCUAUCCCACGGCAACCCCGUGCACGGGGGGUCGUGGACCCAUUUCGCGGACACACGACGCGCGUACGCAGACCUACCAGAGGAGAAGAAAGCCCAGCUGGAAGAUCUCAUCGUGGAACACGACCUCUGGCACUCCCGCAAACUGGCCUCCCCAAUCGUCUACGGCAACCCCCUCCCGCACGAACUGGCCGCAAAGCCCCCGGCCUUCCACCGACUGGUGCAGCCCGCUCCGGACGGACGCAAGACGCUGUAUCUGGCGGCCCACGCGAAGCAGAUAGUGGGGUGGUCGUUCGAGGACAGCCAGAAGCUGAUCUGGGAGCUUAUCGACCACUGCACGCAGCCGCAGUAUGUGUUUAGUAUGGAGUGGUUGCAGGGGGGGGAUAUGGUUUGGUGGGAUAAUCGGCAAUCCAUGCAUCGGGCGAAUCCGUAUACGGAGACGAUGACGGCGCGGGAUGUGCGGCGGUCGACGAUCAUUGAUGAUGGGCCGUGGGCGCAUGGGGUGAGGGUUUAG
Messenger RNA from Aspergillus heteromorphus CBS 117.55, 996 nucleotides. RefSeq names its product TauD/TfdA dioxygenase family protein. The transcript is spliced from 6 exons. Gene Ontology annotation, molecular function: oxidoreductase activity. The record is from RefSeq and is a predicted model, not a curated record. Lineage: Eukaryota; Fungi; Ascomycota; Eurotiomycetes; Eurotiales; Aspergillaceae. Bases 1 to 996 code for a protein of 331 amino acids.